CAUUAAAAAAAAUAUGGAUACCAAAAAUUGGUACGAAUAGACUAAUAUAAAUCGAAAUUAGAAAAUUAUCAUAGAAUAAAAAUUCGAAUUACUCCCUCCGUCCCAUGAAGGAAGGCCAAGUUUUCGUUUUGAUUUGUCUCACGAAGCAAGAUCAGUUUCUAAAAGUAGCAAAAAAUUUACUCUUUAUUAACCUUUUCACUUUUUCAUCUACCACACUUAACACAAAAAAUACAAAUUUCUUAAUUUCCGUUCUGAAAAGAACUUGGUCUUACUUCAUGGGAUCGCGUGAGUAUAUUUUACUCUUAAUAAAUAUGCCUAAUUUUUUGUAAAUGUUAUUUUUCACCUCCUCUCACGUGGUCCCUUCUCUUUGUAUGCCAUAAAUCUCAGUUCGUUUGCCACCUCACUCUCUCUCUUCUGUCUCGAAAAUUAGAGAUGCCGCAACAGCUGAUGACACCAUGAGCUCUGUUGACCCUGAGCUCCUCCGUCUGUGGCGGUGGAGGAUUCUCGCGACGGUGCUUCUCAUUCGGGCCGAGUCGUUCGGGCUGAGCAGCGACGGCGUGGCGCUGCUGUCGUUCAAGUACAACGUUCUCAGCGAUCCUUUCGGGGUUUUGCAGAGCUGGAAUUACAGCGACGCCACGCCGUGCUCGUGGAAUGGAGUCUCUUGCGGCACUCCGGGCUCCGCCGACGCCUAUUUCCGAGUCACGGCCCUCUCGCUCCCUAAUUCCGGCCUUCUCGGAUCAAUCCCUUCCACGCUCGGAGCCAUCCCUCACCUCCGAACUCUUAAUCUCGCCAACAAUUCCAUCAACGGCUCCAUCCCAGCCUCCCUCUUCGCCGCCAUCUCCGAGCUUCAGAGCCUCGAUUUCUCCAACAAUUUGAUCUCCGGCGAGCUGCCACCGCUCCUCGGGAACCUGCAAUUUCUCCGAGUUCUGAACCUCUCCGACAAUGCCCUAGCCGGCAACCUCCCAGCGAAUCUCUCAGCUCUCCGUAACUUAACGGCUGUUUCCUUGCGGAGCAAUUACUUCUCCGGCGAAAUUCCCGGCGGAUUCAGCUCGGUUCGAUUCUUAGAUCUGUCUUCGAAUUUGAUCAACGGCUCGCUGCCGGAGAAUUUCGGCGGCGCCAAUCUGGAAUACCUGAACGUCUCCUUCAACAGGAUCUCCGGCAAAAUUCCGCCGGGAUUCGCCGCCGGAAUCCCCGUAAACGCAACCAUCGAUCUCUCCUCGAACGACCUAACCGGUCCAAUUCCAGAUUCCGAUCUCUUCUCCAAUCAAGUGACGGAAUCCUACUCCGGCAACGGUAACUUGUGCGGCAAGCCGUUAAGAAACCUCUGCCCGAUUCCGUCUUCCGCAGCAGCCAUACCUAACGCUUCAGUGCCGGAAUCUCCGCCGGCGAUCGCUGCCAUUCCGAAAACCAUCACUUCCAGCCCCGCCACAGCCGCCGCCGGCAGCCCGCCGCAAGCGAAAGCGAGCGGGCUGCGGACGGGAACGAUUUUGGGAAUCGUGGCCGGAGACGUGGCGGGAAUCGCGGUUUUAUUGGCCAUAUUCGCGUACGUGUACAAAAGGAAAAGGAAAAAAGCCGCGAAAAAGACCGCGGAAAGUGCCGCAGAGUUUGACUGGGCGGCGGCGUCGUCCGAGUCCUCCUCCUCGGAGGAGGAACACAACUGGCUCCGCGGCUGGACCUGUCUCAACAAGCAGCGCCAUCACGACGACGGCGCUGCUGGCGAGGCAGCAACCUCGGAGUCCGCGAGCUCCGAGGAAAACGCGGCGCCGCCGCAGCAUCAGAAGAGCGGGGCGCUGGUGACGGUGGACGGGGAGAAGGAGCUGGAGCUGGAGACGCUGCUAAAGGCGUCGGCAUACAUCCUGGGGGCGUCGGGCUCCAGCAUAAUGUACAAGGCGGUUUUGGAGGACGGGACGACGCUGGCGGUGCGGCGCGUCGGGGAGAGCGGCGUCGAGAGGUUUAGGGAUUUCCACAACCAGGUUCGGAUCAUCGCAAAGCUGGUGCAUCCGAACCUGGUUCGGAUCCGAGGCUUCUAUUGGGGCGUCGAGGAGAAGCUCAUCAUCUACGAAUUCGUUCCCAACGCUAGCCUCGCUAACGCCCGUUACAGGAAAGCUGGCUCCUCACCUUGCCCUUUACCUUGGGAAAUGCGGCUCAAGAUAGCCAAAGGCGUGGCCCGCGGGCUGUGCUACAUCCACGAGAAGAAGCACGUGCACGGCAAUCUCAAGCCCACCAAUAUCUUACUGGGCUGGGACAUGGAGCCCAAAAUCGGGGAUUUCGGACUCCAGCGCCUCGUCACGUGCGACAACGGCAGCUCCAAGGCCGCCGGCAGCUCCGCUCGGAACUUCGGCAGCAAGCGCUCCACGGCCUCGCGGGACAGCUUCCAGGACUAUGCUGCCAGCGGGGCCACCCCCAGCCCGAGCCCGAGCAUAAUGGGCGUGUCGCCUUACCAUGCGCCCGAGUCGCUCCGGAGCCUCAAGCCCACCCCGAAAUGGGACGUGUACUCGUUCGGGGUGGUGUUACUAGAAUUAGUAACGGGUAAAGUCAUAGCAUCCGAUGAGGCGGGUCCUGCCCUGGCCGUCGCAGGCAGCUCCAUCUCGUCCGACGAGGACAAAGGGAAAGUGUCGAGGAUGGCCGAUGCGGCGAUCCGCGCAGACAUGGAGGGGAAGGAGGAGGAGUUGUUGGCGUUACUUAAAUUAGGGUACAGCUGCAUCUCACCGGUGCCGCAAAAGAGACCAUCCAUGAAGGAGGCGCUUCAAGCGCUUGAGAGAUUUCCGUCGUGUUCGUUUUCUUCAUCUUGCUAUUAAUUGAUUGUAGGCACAGUGUAUGUAUGGAUAUGAUUGGCUGACAUGUUUUAGUUUUUCCUUACACAAUCUUUGAUCAUAUAUCACAGGUUUGUGUUCUCAA
Salvia miltiorrhiza (redroot sage) is the source of this 2898-nucleotide messenger RNA. RefSeq names its product probable LRR receptor-like serine/threonine-protein kinase At4g37250. The transcript is spliced from 2 exons. Gene Ontology annotation, biological process: protein phosphorylation. NCBI's taxonomy places the organism in Eukaryota, Viridiplantae, Streptophyta, Magnoliopsida, Lamiales, Lamiaceae. Bases 456 to 2798 code for a protein of 780 amino acids. The record is from RefSeq and is a predicted model, not a curated record. Gene Ontology annotation, molecular function: protein binding; ATP binding; protein kinase activity.